Lycium ferocissimum is the source of this 1971-nucleotide messenger RNA. RefSeq names its product inositol-pentakisphosphate 2-kinase-like. Gene Ontology annotation, cellular component: nucleus. Lineage: Eukaryota; Viridiplantae; Streptophyta; Magnoliopsida; Solanales; Solanaceae. Gene Ontology annotation, biological process: inositol phosphate biosynthetic process. Bases 163 to 1494 code for a protein of 443 amino acids. Gene Ontology annotation, molecular function: inositol-1,3,4,5,6-pentakisphosphate 2-kinase activity; ATP binding. The record is from RefSeq and is a predicted model, not a curated record. The transcript has 9 exons.
UUCUUUCUCUCUCUUUUGUGUAAAGGAAAGGUUCCCAUUCCAGGUGGGCACAGACACAUGUGUGUUAGUGUUAGUAUAAGACGGGCCAAACUGUAGCGUACCGAGUAAAGGGGUUCGACAUUUGAUUAAAUCCAAUUUCCAGGUACAUUUCAGGAUUAGCAGAUGGAGAUGGUUUUGCAGGCUAAUGAUGCUAAGGAAUGGUGUUAUAGAGGGGAAGGAGCUGUUAAUCUAGUGCUUGCUUAUACUGGAGAAAAUCCUGAUUUCGUUGGAAAAGUGUUGCGGGUACAGAAGGUACCAAAUGGAUCUGAAUGCGAGAAUGGUUAUUCAGGUCUAACAGAGAUGGAAUGCCUCUUAUGGAAAGAAUAUGAAGAGCUUGUAUCAGCUCCUACAAGGGAAAUUGUUGAAUACUAUUUUGUGAAGCGUGUAAUGUGCUCGCUGUUGGGUUCAAAGAAUGUCGAUGCAGGGACUCGCAUCCUUGUGAACCGAGAAUUUCUGGAAACAGUUGAUAACAAUGUUCUAUGUCAGCGUCCUUCUUGGCGUGUUGAUGCCGCAAAGGUCAACCCCCUGUCUGAUUCUGUGCUGCUGAUAUCCGAUCAUUCACUUUUCCCACCUGGUAAGCAUAAACAGGACUUCUGCAUAUCUGUAGAAAUAAAGCCUAAAUGCGGAUUCCUUCCGCUAUCGGAAUUUAUUGCGUCAGAAAACACAAUUAAAAGGAGUGUAACUCGAUUCCAAAUGCAUCAGGCUUUAAAAUUGCACCAAGGAAAGAUAUCAGAGAUAAGUGCAUAUGAUCCAUUGGAUUUGUUUUCUGGAUCCAGAGAUAGAGUACACAAAGCAAUAAAGGGCCUCUUUAAGACCCCACAGAACAAUUUCCGAGUUUUCCUGAAUGGUUCUCUCAUCUUAGGGAAAUUGGGUGGUAAUGCAGAUGCUACAAGCUGUGAAGGUGGUAAAACAUUUGAAAAUGCACUCAAGUGUGUAAUCCAAGCUGUAGAUGGGAAGCGGACAGAAUGCCUUCUGGAUCUCAUUUCCAAGACUGUUUCUAGUUCAGGACUGCUAAAUAAGGUUCUUGAAGUCCAGAAGUUGGACAAUUCUGACAUUGAAGGUGCGAUUCAUGCAUAUUAUAACGUCAUUUCUCAGCCUUGCAUGGUAUGUAAACAGACAGUUGAAGAUCAGUUGUUAAAAAGAUACAAUUCCUUGCAUUCAAUUUCAAAGGAGGAAAGCUUGAUGAUUGUGAGGAACUACUUGAUUGCUGCGACUGCAAAGGACCUGAGCAUGAUGAUUAGUUUUAGACCUCGAGAAGAUGAGAGUGUGGAAUCUCCAUAUAGCACAGUUUCCGUAGAAUCAACCAACCAAAGUUUUGAUUACAAGGCAUCUUUCAUUGACCUAGACUUGAAACCUUUGGAAAGGAUGGAAUACUACUACAAGUUAGACCAACAGAUAGUCAGCAGCUAUGUUCAGAUGGUAAAAUCCACGCAGCAGGAUGAAAUCGGAGCUUGACAUUGUCGGAGCUUGACAUUGGGGAUACUUUUCUGAAUGGUGAUUAAUGAGUAAAGCAGAAAGAGAAGUAUCAUAUCAGGCGUUUCCUCCUCUACAAGGAAAGUGAUAUAUCGACGACUGCAGUACCUUUCCCAUCUCAAGACGAUAGGACUUUUUUAUUCAUACAGCUGGAUUUUGGAUCAAUUUUGGCAUGAAGUAACAUGUUCUGCUGAUUGGUGACGCGGCAUUAACGUUUUCCACAGUUAUUCUAGCUCGGAAUCCAGGUCUGUUGUUGAAUGUAAUCAUUCUUGUAUCCUUUUACCUUGGAGGUCAACAUUUAAAGUUGUUACCCCUUGGUUGUAUUGCACCGUAUUAUAAUGCACUUUAUCUAGCAAUUUUGACAUUUCUGUAAAUGAUGCUUGUGAAUCAGAUUGGACUUGAUGUAACAUUAAUAUCUAUUGAGAUUUCAAGAAUAUGUAAACAUAAGCUACUUUUUAA